AUGUCGAGUCAUGUGGAGACAGUCCACGACGGUGGCCAUAGCGACAAUAAGAACUAUGCAGGGGACGAGCCUGCUGUUGACCUGGAGCAGCUGCAGCUCAUCCAGCUGUGCUUCGGCGAGCACGAGUUCGGUGUGGCGUUUGAGAACGACGCACAGCAGAACGAAGACGACCUGGAAGCAGAGCAGCAGCAACAAGAAGAUGAGCAAAACGAUGUCGUGAUCGCCUUUGACUUCGACCCUGUUCAAUUCGUACAGGAGAAGCUCGAUCAUGGCGUACCGCUCGGCAUACUGUGCCGCGACCUCGAGACUUAUAUGACGUUCCUCAACAACAGCAUUCUGCGCCACGUGAACACCGACGUGCAUGACGCCUUUGUGAAGGUGUCUGGCCACCUGGUCGGGGUGCAGGAUGAGCUGCGCUGCGUGCAGCAGCCGGUGCUCGCCACCGUGAAGAAGGUGGAAGACGCCAUGGCGAGACUCACCCAGUUGGAGGAGCGGGUCCACGCCCACAUCCUCAGCGCGUCCAAUACGGAGAUGGAGCGCCUCUUCGACGUGGGCUUUCUGAAGCUACUGCUCCUGUACGACCUCCUGUGCGAGCGGAUCGAGGCACUUCCCUCGUCCCUGCGCUCCUCGGAUGACGGCAGUCAGCAACCGUUAGUACACACGGCCGCCAUGACUACCAACGCGGUAAAUAUUCAUCAUGCCAACGGCUCCUCGCCCUCCUGUUCCUCCUCCUCGAGAGCGGCAGCCGUUGUGGCGGGCAGCGCGCAUAUGCGUGAAGCGUUGUGUGACAUUGCCAUUACCGUGCAGCAGCUGAAGGCGCUUCACCAGACCCUGCCGCGGCUCUCGCAGCGUGAGAAGGAGCGUGAGGAGGCGACGGAGAUCCUCCGAGACGGCACAGAGCUCUCGCACAACGUCUUUGCCCGGGUUUACCUCGCGCUCUACGAGGACUACAUGCAGGACCCGCGGGAGACGCUGACGCACGCCAUGCGCAGCGUCAUGGAGGCCUACCAGACGGCUGGCGAAGUGCAGGAGUUCUGCCGCAUGUACCGCAAGCGGAUUCUGCGGCCUCUGUUGGAGUCAGUGCUCUCGUGGCGGGCCGCGACGCAGGCACGGCACAGUCUCGAGGACACCGUCAAGCUCCUCGUGUGUCUCCGAGAUCAGUUGGAGGUGAAUGUACUCCCUUUUCUGCCGCUUCUGCGCGAGGCGUUUGAGGGUGCCGUGAUGCCGAUCCCAAUGAUUAUCUGGCCAACUGUAUGCGAGGCACUGGUAAAGAAGAUGGUAUCGCUCUACGACGUUGGCAUCCCAGACGCCUUUCAGAAGCGCUACAUGGCCGCACAUGAGCUGCUCGCCCUGAUGGAGGCAAACUGCGCCUCCUCAGAAGAGUUGCAUAUGCUGGUGCAAUCACCAGAUGUGGCGCUCUGGAAGCAUAAGUGGAACACAGACGUUUACGGCACAAUUCGGGCGAAUGAGCUCAGCAAGAGAGUGGAUGGCGCCCUCCAGGCAUUUGCGGCCACGCCGCUGGAGCAACAGGUCCAGCAGCGGGAGCAGGGCUCGAGCGUUGAGUGUUCCACCACAUUCCACACGGAUCCCUUCGUAAAGCUGCAGGAGGCGCUGGAGUGGCUCUUCUCGCCCAGCACGUAUAUCUACACUGUGACACCAAAGUUCAUCCGCGAGGCGGCGGGCGCGACACAGCGUCUGGCACGGAGCGUGCUCGAUUACGCCGACGCUUCACAGGCGAAUAGUUCUAUGCGGGACUGGAUCAGUCUCGUCAUGAGCGCAUGCAGCGACUUCGAGGCGUUCGCAGUAUACAUUGAGGGGCCGUUUCGCACCCGACUGGAGUCGGCGAGUGGACGGACGUUUGCGGUGUCGUCGCCAGUCAUUCAGCUCAUUGCACAGGAGACAUGCCGCGCAGCCGCGGUGUCACUCCACCGUGCGGUGCAGAUGCGUGUCGCAGAGGAGUGUGCCGCCGGCAUGCAGAACAUCCGCUCCGUGAAGUCGGCGUAUUCGCAUAUGCGGAAACCGUUCCCAACGGCGCCGUCUUGGUACGUGCCGAAUAUCGUCGAGCCGCUCCAGCGUUUCGCCGCGACAGUGGAGUCGCUACCGUCCGCCCCGGCACGUGAUGGGAUGGUCGCGGCGGUGGUGGAGGAAGUGGCCAACCGGUUCCGCGUCAUCGCAAAGGAGACGCUUGUGACGGCAAAGAAGACUGAGGAGAGUUGGGAGAAGCUGCGGCGCCGCAAGGAGACAACAGCGGGUGGCCGCGGGACUUCCACGGAUGUGGUGGUUGACCAGGCUGCACCUGCUGCCUCUACAACGGCACGGCCGACACCGGAGACAGCGACGGACCGAGACAAGAUGACGCUGCAGCUGUACCUUGACGCAAAGGCGUUCGUGGAGGCGGCGGAGACGACGCUGCAGAACGGCGUUGUGACGCAGCAGCUGCCUGGCGUUGUUGCACUUUUCAGGAUGCUGCGCCGAGCCAACUGGAUCCUCGGCGAGGACAUCCCAGAGCCCCCGGACAUUGAUGAGUCUGAUGUGUGA
Messenger RNA from Trypanosoma grayi, 2538 nucleotides. Its product is annotated as putative conserved oligomeric golgi complex subunit. Bases 1 to 2538 code for a protein of 845 amino acids. The record is from RefSeq and is a predicted model, not a curated record. NCBI's taxonomy places the organism in Eukaryota, Euglenozoa, Kinetoplastea, Trypanosomatida, Trypanosomatidae. Gene Ontology annotation, cellular component: membrane; COG complex. Gene Ontology annotation, biological process: intra-Golgi vesicle-mediated transport; protein transport; Golgi organization. The transcript has a single exon.